CACGUGUCGUUUCUGCUGAGUUGGCAGUGCUGGCUUUGUGGACGAGACUUCGCUGAGCGUUUUCGUCCAAGCCGUUUCAAAAUCCGCCGAACGUGGACUGCCUUACGUUCCCAAAAACGGAUUUGCGCCAUAAACAAGGCCAAAGGAUGUACCAUGCCCAGGGACCUGAAGUUAUUCUACUUCGCAUUUUUUCUUAUGCGUGGCAGAGCAAAAAAGAUCUUGGUUUUUAUGAUACGCAAUUCUUCAUGUAAGUUUGAUAACGUAACUAAUGUGUAUGUGUAGCUGUCACUCUUCGGCGAUCUUCCUGCGCUUUGUAGGGGGUUGUGCGGCGACGUGACUGGGUAGGCUUUUGAGAAGGUGUUCUGUAACUACCCGUCGUAGCC
Geodia barretti is the source of this 383-nucleotide messenger RNA. NCBI's taxonomy places the organism in Eukaryota, Metazoa, Porifera, Demospongiae, Tetractinellida, Geodiidae. The record is from the annotation of a GenBank genome assembly.